Messenger RNA from Gryllus bimaculatus (two-spotted cricket), 229 nucleotides. The record is from the annotation of a GenBank genome assembly. NCBI's taxonomy places the organism in Eukaryota, Metazoa, Arthropoda, Insecta, Orthoptera, Gryllidae.
UUUAAUGACUUGCCAAGACUGUCUUGUGUGUGGCAGAACUAGUUCCACUUCUGAUAUCAUCUUAGACUACAACUGUACUCCAGGGCCUAUUGAACUGGAGGGCGGGCACAAGUGUACGUGCGAGUGCCUUCCCGGCUAUUCGUGCCUCCUCGAGUGCAAAGACCACCUGUCGCAGGACGGAACGGCCAACAUAGGUCGAACGCCUGCCAAGUCCAUAUUCAAACAGUAA